Messenger RNA from Zalophus californianus (California sea lion), 1084 nucleotides. Its product is annotated as small integral membrane protein 24-like. NCBI's taxonomy places the organism in Eukaryota, Metazoa, Chordata, Mammalia, Carnivora, Otariidae. The coding region runs from base 37 to 354 and encodes 105 amino acids. The record is from RefSeq and is a predicted model, not a curated record. The transcript is spliced from 3 exons.
GCCCCGCCGGAAAGAGGCCAGGACAGACGGACAAGGAUGGACAGAUUCCGGAUGACUGCUGGCCCAGUCUCCCUUCUGGCGUGUCUGGUCCCGCGGCCGGUUCAGGCCCAACCCUCGGCCCAGAGGAAGCUGUGGCUGGUGGGGCUUGGGGCCGUGCUGGCCGCCCUCUUCCUCAUCUUCGUCCUCAUCAUGGUCUACGCCGUCUGGUGCAGCCAGUCCCGCGACAGCAAGAAAGAGAAGGAAGAGGUGACCAUGGGAGAGGAGGAGAAAGAAACAGAGGGCAAUGGGGGGCUGGAGCUGGAUGAGAAAGAGGGGCCUCCAGACCACGAAAGAGUGGCGAGCUCCUCUGAAUGAAGUCGUCCCACCUGCCUCCUCCAGGCAGGCCUCCCGGGGACGCCCAAUGCCUGCUCUGCACCCUACAAGCAAAGACCUGGUCCUGGGGCCAGCAAAAUUAUUCCAUGUGGGGUUCAGGUGAAGUGUCCCUGAAAGAGGAGCGCUCAGGCCCUACCCCAAGUAACCCCCUUUGCGUUUACCUGGGCAUUUUUGCACCCCCUUCCCAAGCACCCCCUCCCCCUUUGAGCCCGGAAGAGAUCUGGUGGGGGCAAGCCGUGCAAAGGCCCUGCAGUGUUUUCCGGGCCCCAGAGCAGGUCCAGCCCUCGGGCUGUCUUGCUUUUGUUUUGUUGCUCCUGGGCCUGAACUUCGGGGGGCGGGCAGCACGUGGCCGUUUCCUGGGAGCCAAGGGCCCUCCGACCGCGCGCUGGUUUUCUAGUCACUGUCUGCUAGCUGUGCCUGGGUGCGGGUGCUGAGGGUGGGAGGAGACGGCGUCCUCACCCCCUCUGACCGUGCUGCACUCCUGCGGGCGGCUGCAGAGAAGGCUUGAACUCCAAGCGUCCAUGCUGUGUGGCCCUAAGCAUGUAACUUAACCUCUCUGUGCCUAAGUGUCUUGUCCUGUAAAAGGGGGAGGACAGUAACUUGAUCCUUUCUAAGUUGUCAUGAGGAUUAAAUGAAAUACUGUCCACAAAAAUCCCGAGCACAGAACCCCCGGAACCCAAACGGUGUCUAAUAAAUGUCAGCUUUUUGUUAU